GGUAUAGUUUGGUGACACAUGUGAGAAAGAUGAGAAGAUAAAUAGAGGCGUGACAGUUUAGCUCUGCUCUGUCUUCCCCCUUCUAUGCAAACAAACACUGCCGCGUUCUCACUUGUUUCUGGCUUUCUGCAACUCCUAAACAAAACAAUACAAAAAACAGCGUUAGGGUUUUAAGCUAAUCUCAACUUAACUUAAACGGCUGCUUUAUCUCUCAGCUCAACCCAAGAGGCAACUGUAUAUGUUAGCUGCGGCCUGUCUUCUGCUUAUAUUGUUGCGGAGAUCCUUUUGGCUUUUAGGGCUUUCUUUCUUUCUUUUCGUUUUGGAGGAGUUUAACUUUGCUUAAAUGUACAGGAAGUUUUGUUUUUUAAAAUGAGCGAUAGUGAGACGGGUGGCGUCAAAAAAGAAAAGGGAAAAGAGGAUAUGGAGGAGGACGUGAAUAUGAACGAUAAGAACCAUCAGCUUGAAGCCAAAGACCCACCUUCGUCUGAACCAGAAAAUGGAGACGCCACUAAGAAAGUUAAGGAUGCUGAUGUCAAAAGUAUUGGAUUAGCCACUGAUGGUAAACCUGCUGUUGUUAAUAACCAAACCCUUGCUGAUGUUCAACCUUGUGACAAUGUGGAUGGAUUAAAUGGCAAAGAUGAAGAUGCCAAAAUGGAGACAGUGGAUAACAAUGACAAGGCUGAUGAAUCAAUUGUUGAUGAUAAAAAUUUGGUCAAAUUUGCUGCUGCUGCUAAAGUGGAGAAUGAUGCUGCAGCUGUUGAUGAAACUGCGAAUGAACUUUCUCAUAGCAAGAAUGAUGGUGACCAUGAGCUUCCACUAAAUCCGCUGGGCUGUGUUGCAUCGGAUUUGAGGUCUUCUGAGAUAAAAGCUGAAAUUGAUGAAAAAGAUCAGGAAUUGAAUGGAGUGACUGAAACAGAGUUGUCUCCGAACAGUGAAGUUAAGGAGUCAAAUCCUAAUGUGGAUGUUGGGUGUGAAGUUGGUAUGAAAAGCUCAAACCUUUCCUUUCUUUAUGAACCUCCAGUUGCUGAGGGUAAUGAAUCAGGAACUGAGGAGGAGCAAAUAGCAUUUGUAAAGGAGGUAGAAAAUUUCUAUAAAGAGAGAAGCCUAGAAUUUAAGCACCCGAAGUUCUACAAAGAGGACCUGAAUUUGCUCAAGUUAUGGAGAGCUGUGAUCAAACUUGGUGGCUAUGAAGAGGUCACUUCAUGCAAAUUGUGGAGGCAAGUGGGAGAAUCAUUCAAUCCCCCAAAGACAUGCACCACUGUCUCCUGGACGUUCCGAAUUUUUUAUGAGAAGGCUUUACUCGAAUAUGAGAAGCACAGAUUGCAAGAUGGUGAGCAUUCUUACCGUGAUGUUUCCCUUACAGAGCCCAGUAGGAUUGAGAGUCAGUCUGUUAGCUGCCAAGGUUUAGGAUCGGGCAGGGCUCGGAGGGAUGCCGCAGCUCGUGCUAUGCAGGGUUGGCAUUCUAAGCGUCUUCUUGGUAGUGGUGAGGUUUGUCAGCCAAUCAUCAAGGAAAAGAACUCAAGCUCUACACCAAAGAGUGAUAGACAGAUUAAAAAUAUAGGCAUGCUGAAGCGUAAAAAGCCAUCAAGUGUUGAGCAUACUGUUCACAUUUCUACUGUGAAAGGAGCGAAUUCACAAUCGGAUACAAUGGUACUUGAUAUUGGACCUCCUGCCGAUUGGGUGAAGAUUAAUGUGCAAAGAACUAGUGAUUGCUUUGAAGUAUACGCUUUAGUUCCUGGGCUUUUGCGAGAGGAGGUGCAUGUUCAGUCUGAUCCAGCAGGACGCUUGGUUAUAUCUGGCCAACCAGAGCAACUGGAUAAUCCCUGGGGUGUGACACCUUUUAAGAAGGUUGUUAGCUUACCGUCCAGAAUUGAUCCACAUCAAACAUCUGCUGUCGUUACUCUGCACGGCCAGUUGUUUGUGCGUGUCCCAUUUGAACAGUCAGAUCCGUAGAUUGUGGAGAUUGUUGUCGCUUUCCCCGCAUACAGGAAUUUUUCCUUUGGCUUGGCCACAAGAAGAUGAAACAAACUAACAUCAAAUUUUCAAGUCAGAUUUUGCGGUGUAAGAAAACUAGUCCACAAUGGCAAUUGAAGAUCAGGCUUAUUUUAUGAAAGCUUCUAGUUAUGUUUAUAAUUUAGUAUAAUAGUUGGAUAGGUAUGGAUGAUUAUGGUUUUCCUUUUAUUGUUGAGAGAGAUAAAUAUGUGGAACACUGUAUCUUUUACCUUUCAGGAGGGUAGUUUAUGUCACAAAUUCCUUCUUUCUAUUGCAUUUUUAGCUUCUGUAUGUCAGAACAUAGUUUGAUAAGCAAAUAACUCUUAUUUUAUA
Molecule: messenger RNA, 2325 nt
Organism: Mangifera indica (mango)
Lineage: Eukaryota; Viridiplantae; Streptophyta; Magnoliopsida; Sapindales; Anacardiaceae
Product: AT-rich interactive domain-containing protein 6-like
Exons: 13
Coding region: 370-1953 (527 amino acids)
Biological process (GO): regulation of transcription by RNA polymerase II
Cellular component (GO): nucleus
Molecular function (GO): DNA binding
Source: RefSeq, a predicted model, not a curated record